CCAGCCCCCCCGCGCGCUAGACCGGCCUGCCUCGGCUCAACGGGAGAGGUAAGCGCGGCAGUUGCUGCUGAGGCUCCUGUUCUCCCUGCUUGGAUUUUACCGACGCUGGGACACACGGACGCUGUCCGGUCAGCUUUUUUUUUUUUAAAGAGGGGAGACUUAUUUUGGGAUGUUCCUUCCUUAACGCAGUCGCCUCGUGUUUUUCUUUGUAGUUUUUAACCACAGCGGUGUCGGUUAACGUUGGAGGAAAGGAGGAAAAAAAUCGUUCAGUCACCUAUUAGCCGACGGUGGCUAACUGCAACUAGCUUCCCGAGGACGAACGCAUCGUUCCGAGUUAAUCUCCGCUGACUCGUUCGGCGUAAGCCGCUUGUUCAUUGCUGUUUAUCUCCAACUCGGUGAGCAAAAGUGGAUGCUUUUAGUCGCCGCCCAUGACUGCCGGGAGUGGGGCGGCGGUUUUCUUCCAAGCGGGCUGCACGGAAGGAUUGAUCUUCGGCUAGCCUCGGCGGCGGAGCUUCGCGCUGCUCCGGGGAUGUCGGUGGCGGCGGUAGCAGCACAAGCUAACGUCGGUUGCUCCGUGUGAAGGAGGAAGGGGGGGUGAGAGAGAGUGUGCGGGGAAGUGAGGCAACACUUCGGCUCAUAUGAGGGGGGGCUUCGUUGCCCUCAUGUUGGUUUAAAUCCCGGAGUUGAUGCCGCUGGGAAGAACCUGGCAAUCAUUAAACAGAUCCGGACUGGGGAUAUAUAUACAUAUAUAUCAGAAACGCAUCGGAGGGAUUGUUUUUGCACAUCCAAAGUGGAUUUCGGCCUCAUAUUCUGGCUCAUCGGGGGACACUUCUGACACCUACUACUGCAAGAUUCCCUCUCCCAGUCGCCGACCUCCGCCCCCCCGUCCUGCUGCACCCUCUAAUGCGGAGAUUUUAGCAGCACCGGCCACCAAAUCCCCCCCUCUCCCCACCCCAUCCCUCCCCUCCCACGGCGGCCGGACAUGCUGAAGUGUAUCCCCCUGUGGCGAUGCAAUCGCCACGUCGAGACCGUGGACAAGCGCCACUGCAACCUGCAGACGGUCCCCGAUGAGAUCUUCCGCUACAGCCGCAGCCUGGAGGAGCUUCUCCUCGACGCCAACCAACUCAAAGAGCUGCCGAAGCCUUUCUUCAGACUACUGAACCUACGGAAGCUCGGCCUGAGCGACAAUGAGAUCCAGAGGCUCCCGCCGGAGGUGGCCAACUUCAUGCAGCUGGUGGAGCUGGACAUCUCCAGGAACGAAAUUCCAGAAAUCCCUGAGAGCAUUAAGUUCUGCCGGGCCUUGGAGAUCGCGGACUUCAGUGGAAAUCCUCUUUCCAGGUUGCCAGACGGCUUCACUCAGCUGCGAGCGCUGGCUCACCUUUCACUCAACGAUGUCUCGUUACAGACUUUACCCAGCGACAUUGGAAAUCUGGCCAACCUGGUGACGUUGGAGCUCAGGGAGAACCGGUUGAAGUCUCUGCCCACGUCACUCUCCUUCCUGGUGAAACUGGAACAGCUGGACCUCGGCAGCAAUGAACUGGAAGUUUUGCCGGACACACUCGGCGCCCUCCCCAACCUGAGGGAGCUGUGGUUGGACCGUAAUCAGUUGUCUUCAUUACCACCUGAGCUGGGAAACCUUCGACGGCUGGUGUGUCUGGACGUCUCUGAGAACCAUUUGGAGGAGCUUCCCUCGGAGCUGAACGGCCUGCUGGCUCUCACCGACCUGCUGCUCACGCAGAACCAGCUGGUAGUCAUCCCGGACAGCAUAGGCUCUUUAAAGCAGCUGUCCAUCCUGAAAGUGGACCAGAACCGACUGACUCAGCUGACCGACUCUUUAGGAGAGUGUGAAAACCUCACCGAGCUUAUUCUGACGGAGAAUCUUUUACAGUCACUUCCUCGCUCGCUGGGCAAGCUGAAGAAGCUGACGAACCUGAAUGUAGACCGGAACCGGCUCGGCAGCGUGCCCAAAGAACUUGGCGGCUGUGCCAGCCUCAACGUCCUCACGUUGAGAGAUAACCGCCUGAGCAAACUGCCCGCUGAGCUGGCGGACGCCACCGAGCUGCAUGUGCUGGAUGUGGCUGGGAACAGAUUACAAAACUUGCCUUUUGCCCUGACAAACCUCAACCUGAAGGCCAUGUGGCUCGCCGAGAACCAAUCGCAGCCGAUGCUCAAGUUCCAGACCGACGACGACGAGCGAACAGGAGAGAAAGUGUUGACCUGCUAUUUGCUGCCCCAGCAGCCGUCGCCAAGCCUCGAAAACCUGCUGCAGAACAGCGUGGACGACAGCUGGACGGACAGCAAUCUGAACCGAGUGUCCGUCAUCCAGUUCCAGGAGGAGACCAAAGCUGAAGAGGAGGAGGACGAGGAAGCUGCAGCGGAGCGCAGAGGCCUCAUGCGCAGAGCCACUCCUCAUCCCAGCGAGCUGAAGGUGAUGAAGAAGGGGAUCGAGGACCGGAGGAAUGAGGUCUACACAUCCAGACCUGAUGGGGAAGAUGAGUCCCUUGACCCACAGGAGAAACGACUCAGUGACGUUUCAAACCAGAGCCACGACUCCCAGGUGUCCAACAGCACCCUGUCGGCCACGUCCCACGAGGAGAGACACAAUCUGGUCGCUCCCUCGCAGAGAGAGUACCUGACGGACGGCCAGUCGCCUCAGGAGGAGGAGGAGCUGGAUGAGAUGGAGGUGGAGUACAUUGAGCCAACCGUGCACUUUGCAGAAGAACCAAUCAUCCGCGGUGGAGACGAAGACGACGAAGAGGACCGGGAGAACGGCGAGAGGAGCGACGAAGACUACGAGAGGCCGGCGUUCCCCCCCGAGAAGCAGCGGCUGAUCAGAAAGGACACGCCGCAUUACAAGAAGCACUUCAAAAUCAACAAGCUGCCCAAACCCGAGACCGUGGCUGCCCUGCUGCAGGGCUUCAGCCCCGAUGGCCUCCACUCCCCGACGCGGGCUGCUGAGGACGAGCGGGAGGAGGAGGAAGAGGAGGAGGAGGAGGAUGAGGAAGAGCAGAUUGUAGGCACCCCUCAGCACCGUCACAGAGUAGAAGAGCUGGAGGAGCUCCGGCAUCACGGCACCUCCAGCCAAGCGAAGGGGGUGUCAUUUGAUCAAGUCAAUAAUCUGCUGAUUGAACCUGCUCGAAUUGAGGAGGAAGAGCACUCGCUGAUCAUUGUACGGCAGUCUGGCGGGCUCGGGAUCAGCAUAGCUGGAGGAAAAGGAUCCACACCUUACAAGGGAGACGACGAGGGGAUCUUCAUCUCCAGAGUGUCAGAGGAUGGUCCUGCAGCAAGAGCAGGAGUGAAAGUGGGCGAUAAGCUUCUAGAGGUGAACGGCGUGGACCUCCAUGAAGCGGAGCACCACACCGCGGUCGAGGCUCUCCGCAGCUCCGGCGCCACGGUUUCCAUGACGGUGCUGCGGGAGCGCAUGGUGGAGCCCGAGAACGCCAUCACCACCACGCCGCUGAGGCCCGAGGACGACUACUUCCCCCGGGAGCGGCGGAGCAGCGGCCUCGCCUUCAGCCUGGAGAGCAGCCCCAGCGGACCCCGGCAGCGGUUCUCCACCUGCCUGAUCCGCAACGACAAGGGCCUCGGCUUCAGCAUCGCCGGGGGCAAAGGCUCUACGCCGUAUCGCACAGGAGACACGGGAAUCUACAUUUCCAGGAUCGCUGAGGGCGGAGCCGCACACAGAGACAGCACGCUGCGCGUCGGGGACAGGGUGAUCUCUAUCAAUGGUGUAGACAUGACAGAGGCCAGGCAUGACCAGGCAGUAGCGCUCCUUACCGGCACCUCCCCCACCAUCGCGCUGCUGGUGGAGCGAGACCCGAGCGCGCCGGGAGGCUCUCCGGGUCAGAACCGGGCUCGGGCCCACUCCCCCCCGCCCCCAGAACCCUCAGCCUCUCCAGACCAAGACGAGGACGGCCUUCAGGGGAACCACAUGGGAAAGCUGGAGGACGAGUAUCCCAUAGAGGAGGUGAUCCUGGUGAAGUCAGGCGGCCCUCUUGGACUGAGCAUCGUUGGCGGCAGCGACCACGCCAGUCACCCUUUCGGCAUCAAUGAACCCGGGGUGUUCAUCUCAAAGGUGAUUCCUCACGGUUUGGCGUGUAAAAGCGGCCUGCGAGUCGGCGACCGCAUAUUGGAGGUGAACGCCAUCGACCUGCGGCACGCCACGCACCAGGAGGCCGUGCGGGCCCUCCUGGCCAACAAGCAGGAGAUCCGCAUGCUGGUGCGGCGGGACCCUUCGCCGCCCGGGAUGCAGGAGGUUCUGAUCCAAAAGCAGUCGGGAGAGAAGCUGGGGAUCAGCAUCCGUGGAGGAGCGAAAGGCCACGCUGGAAACCCCUUCGACCCCACAGACGAGGGCAUCUUCAUCUCCAAGGUGAGUUCGACCGGCGCGGCGGCCAGAGAUGGCAGGCUGCAGGUGGGCAUGCGCAUCCUGGAGGUGAACAACCACAGCCUGCUGGGAAUGACCCACACAGAGGCGGUCAGAGUGCUCCGUGCCGUCGGAGACUCUCUGGUCAUGCUGGUGUGUGACGGCUUCGACCCGCGUAAAGUCGCCACUGUCGAGGCGUCUCCUGGGAUCAUCGCCAACCCGUUUGCAACCGGCAUCGUACGGAAGAACAGCCUGGAGAGCAUCUCGUCUAUAGACCGGGACCUGAGCCCAGAGGAGAUGGAGAUCAUUCAGAAGGAGUCUGAGAUGGUGAGAGAGACGUCGCAGUGGGAGCGAGAGGAGAUGGAGAAAGUGGAGCGCAUGCGUUUGGAGCGCGAGGAGGCAACUCGCCUGCUAGAAGAGGAGACGGAGAACCUUGGAACCGGACCUUUAAAACUCGACUACAAAACCCUGGCGGCGCUCCCCACCACCAGCCUGCAGAAAGUCAACAGAUUCUCUGUCUCUCUGACCGCUCCCAUGGAGGCCCCCCUGCCGGCCAAUCACGGCGCCCCUUUAGCACCUGCGGGCUUCGGGUUGGGCAAACCCACCGAGCCCCUGGCAGACCACAGCUAUCUCCACGAUUUCCAGUUCUCCCAUAACGGGACGUCCACCGUCAGCGACGGCCCAGGCUCGGCUUCAGCUGUUGACGCGGCGUCAGCGGCUUCUGGGGAGGAGGAAGAGGAGGAGGAGGAGGAGUGCCUGGUGGACUCGCAGCCCAUGUGCUUUAAUGAGAACCCCUUCCUGGUGGCUAAUCGUAAAGGGAAAGGCCGUCCACCCGCUGAGCAGAUCCUGUCGGGGCCUCCUGUGGGCUACGGCCGGCAGGGCAAACUGCAGCCCUGGUUGUUCAGCAAGGCGCCUUCAUCUGAUUACGGCAGGACGGACAGCCCCGUCAGGGAGGCGCCGUAUUCUCCCACCAUCCAACCGCCCAGCCACCACUCGUCCAACAGCUCCCUGUGUGCAGGCAGGGAGACCCGCUUUGCAAACAUUCAUUACACUGCCACUCCCACCGCUAAGGACAGCACUUCAUCAUCCACGCGGCCCGGUGCCAUCCAGCCAGUCGGACGCGUGUGGCCCUCCGGCUCCCCCGGCACGCCAGAGCGCCGCAGUCCUAACCCCUUCCAGCAUGGCCCCUCCCCAUUCAACUCCCAGACCUCUCCUCGCGCCCCCUCCCCCUCCUCGCCCGACGAGUUCCCAAUGAAUGUCAAGCAGGCAUACAAGGCGUUCGCCGCCGUGCCUCGCUCGCUGGCCGUGCUGGAGCCGCCGCAGGAUCUGUACGGUGUGAGGAACAAUUUUCCCCCGAAACAACCUUCGCCAGAGCCAGCGUUGAACGACGACGUGUUUGAUGAUAGAAGCGACGGUCAGGAAGGAGGCGGCAGGGUCUCCCCCCGCGCCUCGCUCUCCUCCGACCGACGGGAGUACAUGAGCCUGGCAGCGGUGCCGCGCUUCUCCAGAACCUCCGCGGAUCCGCAGAGCCCCGCCCGUCUCGGAGGUAAGAGCAGCCCGGAGCAGCGCUCCUUCAGGGACAGGCAGAAAUACUUUGAGAUUGACGUGAAGCAGCAGACGCCAGAGAAACCCAAGCCUCGGGUCUCCCUCGUGGGGGAGGACGACCUGAAGAAGAUGAGGGAGGAGGAAGAGAGGCGGUUUGAGCAGCGAGCGCGGGAGUACCUGAUGGACGAGGACGAAGAGGACGAGGAGGAGGACCUGGCUAAGCAGGUGGAGCACAUGAAGGCUACAGGAAAGGUGUUGUUGGACGGGGUUGAGUACAAGGUGGAGUCCGUGUCCACGCCGACUCAGAAGUGCUCCACGCCACUGAGCUACAGCGGCAGCUCGGGGCCUUCGUCGGUGGACGGGAAGGCCGACUCCCAGAGGAACUCGCUGGAGGACGGCUUCAGGCCGGAGCAGAGACCGAACUCCAUGACGGGUCUGAUAUCGGCGUACCCCGGAGAGUCGGCGGCUCCCAUCCGCACGGCCAAAGCAGAGCGCCGGCAGCAGGAGAGGCUCCGCAUGCAGAGCCCCGAGCUGACGCUGGCCCCAGACAGGGACCUGUCGCCUGCAGAGAAGCGAGCGCUGGAAGCUGAGAAGAGGGCCAUGUGGAGGGCAGCACGGCCCUAUGGCCUAGAGGAGGAUGUUAGACAGUAUGAGCAGGACCUGGCAAAGAGGCUCUACCAGGCCAGAGUGAGGGCUUCUCAGGGCGCUGCCCCCCAGCCCCAUGCUUCCUCCUCUUCCUCCUCCUCUGCAGCCUCCCAGCUCAGAAUGAAGUCUCUGGAGCAGGACGCGCUGAAGGCUCAGAUGGUCAUCGCCAAGUCUCGGGACGGGAAGAAGCGCGGCGGCGCGCUGGACCAGCUGACGGAGUCGCCGUCGCCGGCCCCGACGCCGUCCCCCACCCCCAUGGAGGAGCUCAGUCCUCGAGCGUUAACCUCUCCAGGCAGGCUGUCCCUGUCAUCAAAGAAGUUUGACUACCGACAGUUUGCCGCCAUUCCUUCUUCCAAACCCGUAUACGACAUUCAGACCCCUGAUGCAGCAGAGGAAGUGCAAUACAUCGACUCCUCCACCAACGCCGGGCUCGGCCCCGAGGUGGAGGUCCCCGCUCCGCUGCCCGCCACCUCGGCCCUGGAGGAGAUGGCGCUUUACAGCAACAAACGCAAACUGAGGCAGGGCCGCCGCAGCCUGGAAACCGCCGUGCCCACGUAACACAACCAAAAAACAGAAGCCGGACCGGAGUCCACCGGAGACGAGCGCUCCAACUAUAACCACUGCAGAGACUCUGAACGCUUUUAGUCGCCACACAUAGAUACUCACUUAUAUCCUGCGUGCCGGUCUUGCCUUUGUAGUCUGUGGGUAAGUUGGCGAGCUCCUUAACAGCUGCUGACAGGGGGGAGAGAGUCGGCGUGGUUAGCUAGGAUUGCUACUUACAGACGAAUUAUUUUCUUAAAUCUUCUGUUUGCCUCGUAGAUCAGAUCUAUUUUAACUUGAGGGUGAUCAAACUUUUUAGUUUUUGUUUUUUUUUUUUAUUUCUGCACCAUUGUGAUAUUGUUGUUGUUUAUGUAAAAAGACAAAGGAGAAAAAAAAAAGCCUAGUGGAAACAGAAGUGAAAAGAAAUGGGUUAUAGUUUUACUAACUUCAGCGAUUAGAUUGUAAAGCGUCUGUUUUUAAAAGAUUUGGGGAUGUAAAUAUUAGCUGAGGAGGGAACAGCUUGCUACCUUCAUCGUCGCACAUCGUGGAAAAUCAUCUUCUCUCUCGAAGCACAUAUCAUGCCCUCACUGCCACUGGGUCAUAAUUUAUUGUUUUAUCAUUUUAAUCAAAUUGAAGGACUUCGUCCUACAGUUUUUUCACUCACGAGGAGAGCUGUGACUGGGCUCACAAAGUUUUUAACCCAUUACCUGCGUAUCACUACUUGCAUUUACUUUACAAAACACACUUAAAAUCGCAGCGGGGAAUUGUGGCAAACAUGACUAAAAAAUGUUUGGACAUGUCGCACAUAAGCGAACUGAGACGCAUCGAGAAAGCCGGUCGCUCUCACUUCUGCAGCCGGUGUUCGGAUUCAGCUGCGUCACAUUCCCCCGUAGAGAGAGAGAGAGAGAGAGAGAGGCUACACUGGGCGAGCGGAAACUCGCCGUCUGAGAGCGCUCCCUCCUGGGAUCGUGCGUUUUAGCGUCGUUUAUCAACGGUACUCAUCCUGCUAAGGGUAUUGUGUUUUAUAUUGUUAUUAAAAAAAUCAAUGUGAACCAUUAAUACUACCCCAGCAUCUUCGCAUUGUCUGGAGUUUUACCACCGUGAUGUGAAGGUAGCAGGUGUUUUAUUUUUUAUUUUUCUGACUAUGGUUAAUUUAAAUCUGAUGCCACUGAAAAAUCAUUUGUCGUGUGAAUAAUGUACAAAAAUAAAACUGAAGGGAAGAACAGAAGAUGUGGGUUUGAAAACUGAGCCUGUCUGGACUGCUGAAGCAUCGGGGGGGGGGACGUUGGUGUUGGGAUGCUACUUCCUUUAUGUCGGUUUAAGUGGGAGAGCUGCGAGAGGCUAAGCCAAUCAGAAACAGACGUUCGGCUCGUGGGUUUCUCUGCAGAAUCACAGCGUCGUAGCUUUUUAAUUUAAUCUAGGGUCUAUGAUUAGUUUUACCAUUUUGCUCUGACUGAAAUUCAGUUUGAUAUCAUUUGCUAUGUGUUUUUUUUUUUUUAACUAUCUGUAGGCAACUAUUUUGUUUUCUUUUUUUCCCCUGAUGGGUUUCACUACAUUGAUGCCGUGUUUUCUGUUUGUUGUUUUUGUCUCGUUCUUUUUGGGGGCUUUAACUUGCUAACAGGCCAGAGGGUGCGGGGGUUAUAGCUCAUAUAAGACUGUAACUAGUGAAUUUGUACAACCAAAGAAGUCUAUUUUGUGGUUCAGGAAUAAUAAAUUUUACUUUUCAUUUAAGAAGCGAA
Messenger RNA from Fundulus heteroclitus (mummichog), 8832 nucleotides. It is a transcript of the gene scrib, whose product is annotated as scribble planar cell polarity protein. Gene Ontology annotation, molecular function: protein binding. Bases 983 to 7111 code for a protein of 2042 amino acids. The record is from RefSeq and is a predicted model, not a curated record. The transcript has 46 exons. Gene Ontology annotation, cellular component: postsynaptic membrane; postsynaptic density; adherens junction. Gene Ontology annotation, biological process: neurotransmitter receptor transport postsynaptic membrane to endosome; neurotransmitter receptor transport, endosome to postsynaptic membrane. NCBI's taxonomy places the organism in Eukaryota, Metazoa, Chordata, Actinopteri, Cyprinodontiformes, Fundulidae.